GCGGCUACUGUGUGGUUCGGCAUAGCACGAUAAGAUGAAUGCCAACUAGUACUAAUUCUCAGGGAUGAACGAACGGAACUCAAAAUGUAGUAAAAUCAUAUGAACAAUUCGCAGAAUGGCAUGGGUGAAGCCGUACAAUAUGCGAAGUCGGGAAAUGCUAUUAAAAGAAUAAAAAAAAGAAGAAUUGGUCUCUCCCGCCGGGAAUUGAACCCGGGUCUCGAGCGAAUCGAACUGAUGUUCAAGCUUGACAAGCUCACAUACUGACCACUAUACUACGGAAGAUGUACAACUGUUGAUCAGCU
This is a messenger RNA of Neurospora hispaniola, 302 nucleotides long. RefSeq lists its product as uncharacterized. The transcript has a single exon. Lineage: Eukaryota; Fungi; Ascomycota; Sordariomycetes; Sordariales; Sordariaceae. The record is from RefSeq and is a predicted model, not a curated record. The coding region runs from base 100 to 264 and encodes 54 amino acids.